AUCAGACACAAAGCUUUAUGGCCAGUGGUUCACAACAGAAAAAAGGUUUUUGUCGAUAAUGGCGAACCCGGCAAGCCAAGUUUCAGUAAUAGCAAACCUAGUGGCUGCACGAGGAGCAGUAGAGAUGGGUUGGAAGGAGUGUGCUCUAUGCUUGUUCUCGCUCGGGAUGGUUCAUUAUUUGGUUAUCUUUGUCACACUUUAUCAACGCUUACCAGGAGGAAACAACUUCCCAACCACGCUGAGGCCAGUUUCCUUCCUGUUCUUUGGUGCACCAGCCACUGGAAGUCUAGCUUGGAACUCUAUUUGUGGAACCUUUGAUACUGUAGCGAAGAUGUUGUUCUUCCUUUCGCUCUUCAUAUUCGUGUCUCUGGUCUGUAGGCCAACUCUUUUGAAAAAGUCAAUAAAAAGAUUCAAUGUCGCAUGGUGGGCUUACUCGUUCCCCAUCACCUUUCUUGCUUUAGACUCGGUUCAUUAUGCGCAAGAGGUGAAAGACCACGUCGCUUCUGCCUUGAUGUUAAUAUAAUGUUAAUAUCACAUAUUGUAAAAUUUUCAUAAUAUUAAUAUUAUUCUUCAAAUCUUUUCAAUUAGGUAUUGACAAGUUUUAUUGAUUUCAUGAGUUUUACAAGUUUCAUAAUUUUGGUCUACACUUAACAUUGAUCCAUAAAAACCGUCUCCAUCUUUUAAUGCCAUAUAAAAUAAUACUCCUUAAAAUUAAAUAUUUUAUUAAUCUGUGUGUAUAAACCUAAAACGACAACUAAAAUGAAACGGAAAGAGUAUGAAAUAAAAACCUAUUGAAUUUUUGUUUGCAACGAAGAUAUAUAUUGAUAACAUUAAAAUAAUACAUUAAGUAUGUAAACGUAUCAAACACGUAAAUAAAAGGAAAAAUGAUUGUUGGCUACGUAAAUUAUCAACAACCACAUGGCUAGCCAUACACAUUAAACUAAUGUAUACCUAAUUACAUGAAAUAUAUGUUAUGCAUUAUAACAUCCCUCAAUUUAAUGAUGUCACGUAGUUAACAUUACGAGUUUAAUUUCAUUAAUUCAAAAAGUGACAUGGACAUUAGAGACGUUAACUCCGUUUAAUUCUUCUGGUGAUCAAUCAAAACCUGGCACAUUUGAACGUAAUUUAACAAAAAUUUGACCCAACCCAGCCUAAUAAAAACAAAAUGAAAUUUAGCCACAAAUUUUAAAAUUGACCCCAUUUGUAUUUAUAAAAAAUAUCAGGAAUGUCAUCUCUCUAUCGCAACAAAGGAAAAAACUCUAAAAAAAAUUAGGCUUUCAUAUAGUUUAGAGAGACAGGAAGUUAGUAAAAUCAUGUGGUCAAUAAUCCCACAUGAUUUCACCAACUUCCUUUCUUUGUCGCACUGAUUUAAAAUGAAACACUAUAUUUUGAUUUUUCAUUUUGUUGCGAUAAGUCGAAUUUAGUUAAAUUAUAUGAUCAUGUGUGUUACAGGCUGGAAGCUGGGUCGCCCCAAUGGUUGUUGGAGGUU
Molecule: messenger RNA, 1489 nt
Organism: Brassica napus (rape)
Lineage: Eukaryota; Viridiplantae; Streptophyta; Magnoliopsida; Brassicales; Brassicaceae
Product: S-type anion channel SLAH4-like
Exons: 2
Coding region: 59-523 (154 amino acids)
Biological process (GO): transmembrane transport; intracellular monoatomic ion homeostasis
Cellular component (GO): membrane
Molecular function (GO): voltage-gated monoatomic anion channel activity
Source: RefSeq, a predicted model, not a curated record